Molecule: messenger RNA, 1560 nt
Organism: Python bivittatus (Burmese python)
Lineage: Eukaryota; Metazoa; Chordata; Lepidosauria; Squamata; Pythonidae
Source: RefSeq, a predicted model, not a curated record
AUGGGUGCUACAGGUGGUGGAGGAGUGGUGACCAAGUUCUACCAGCAUAUCCUAGCCUUGGUCUUUGCUAUUGAUGAGAUCAAUGACAAUUCCAAGAUUUUACCCAACAUUACUCUUGGGUUCCACAUCUAUGACAGCUACUCUGAUUCAAGGAUGACCUACCGUACCAUUUUGGACUUGCUCUUCACCAUACAAGGGUUCAUUCCAAAUUACACAUGUGGCAGCCAGAAAAAUGUAAUAGGAAUUAUUGGAGGAUUUGGCUCUGAUACAACCUCACGCAUGGCAGAUAUCUUACAUCUUUAUAAGAUUCCACAGCUUCAUUCAUUUCUUCAGAGGAUUUCAUUCAACAAUAGUGCAGGAGAUGAAAUCAUGUUCAAUGAACUUGGAGAACUGGCAGGUGGAUUUGAUAUUACAAACUUGGUCACUUUUUCUAAUCAUUCCUAUAUCAAGGUCCAAGUCGGAAGGCUGGAUCCUCACAAAGGAUUCACUAUUAAUAAGGACGACAUUGAAUGGGAGAGAGAUUUCACUCAGGUACCACCUCUUUCCUUGUGUAAUGAAAAGUGCCAUCCUGGCUACAGUAAGAAAAAGAAGGAGGGGGAGAAAUUUUGCUGCUAUGAUUGUGCUCCAUGUCCAGAUGGGAUGUUCUCAAACCAAGAGGAUACAGAAACGUGUUUCAGUUGUCCAGAGGAUCACUAUCCAAACAAAUUCCAGGAUCAAUGCAUUCCUAAAAUUCCAAACUUCCUCACUUUUGAAGAUACUUUGGCUAUCAUUGCAACUUUCUCAGCGCUUUUACUGUCUCUGAUCACAGUUCUAGUGCUAGGCAUCUUCCUGAAGCACCACGAUACUGCCAUUGUCAAAGCCAACAAUCGAAGUCUCACCUACCUUCUUCUCAUCUCCCUCCUCUUGUGUUUCUUCUGUUCCUUGCUUUUUAUUGGAAGGCCAAGCCAAACAACCUGUUUUCUUCGCCAAACCACGUUUGGCUUCAUCUUUUCUGUGUCCCUCUCUAGUAUAUUGGCAAAAACCAUUUCUGUGGUCUUAGCUUUCAUGGCUAUCAAGCCAGGAUCCAAGAUGAGGAAAUGGGUGGGGAAAAGACUAGCCUAUUCCAUUGUGUUCACUUGCUCCAAAUUUCAAGCAGGAAUCUGUGUUCUGUGGCUGGCAAUUUCCCCCCCAUUUCCUGAUGUGGACAUGCACUCAGUGACUGAGGAAGUAAUUGUUUUAUGUAAUGAAGGCUCAAUCACCAUGUUUUAUAGCAUUUUGAGCUACUUGGGCUUCCUGGCCAUUGUCAGUUUCACUGUGGCCUUCCUAGCCAGGAAGCUGCCAGACAGUUUUAAUGAAGCCAAGUUCAUCACUUUCAGCAUGCUGGUGUUCUGCAGUGUUUGGUUGUCAUUCAUCCCAACCUAUUUGAGCACCAAAGGAAAAUACAUGGUGGUUGUGGAGAUCUUCUCCAUCUUGGCCUCCAGUGCUGGAUUACUCAGUUGCAUCUUUUCCCCUAAAUGCUACAUUAUUGUGCUGAGGCCUCAGUUAAAUAACAGGGAGCAGCUGAUACGAAGAAAGCAAUAA